CGUAAAUUAAUUUGUACAAGUCUGAUUUAACGACUUUGGGAAAUUCAAAAGAACUAUGACUUUAUCUGAUUUAACGCUUUAGCCCCCCCCCCCCACCCCCUCACUCUACACACACUUAACUAUAUUUUUCAAAUUUCCUUUCCAGCUUGCAAGCAGUUUUAGUCUAAAGUUUAAGCUAGCCCAUUAAACAAUGACCCCUUGUGAUAUGAGGCGAUUUUUUCAAUGCUUAGAACAUGGUUGUCAACAUUCCCCUGAAUGAGGCCCUAGUCCAUCAGUGCUUUCAGCACUUUGAUUUCUUUUUGUUAUUUUUAUUGAUUAAGAAAAUCGUUAUUGCGGUGGCUGUCUCCGUUGCAUAUAGUAGGUAGGGCGGGGCUUCCUUUGAUUUUUUCAGUUGUUACCUUCAAAAAACAGCGAAGAAAUACAGACAUUUCAACAAGUGGAGCAAUGUUUUACGUUUUUGUCACUGUUUGCAAAAUGGUACUAUACUUUUAUAUUUACAAAUAUUUUGUAUCACGUUUAGAUCCAUAGCUUUUGAUGAUGUCUGAUUCCUGGCAACACGCUGAAUCGUUCGCUGUCACAAACGCACACAUGCUAGAUGCUAAAGUGCUGUGUGACGUCACUAUCAUGGCAGGAGAGGACAAACAGGAAGUAAAGUGUCACCGGUUCAUGCUGGCCAGUCGAUCCCCGGUCUUCCACACGAUGUUCUGUGGUUCACUUCCGGAAGCUGGUGUCGUCGAGAUCCCGGAUGUGGAAGCAAGCGUCUUUAGGCAAGUGAUCAGGUUCAUGUACAGUAACGAAAUACAGUUAAUGCCCGAAUCCGUCAUGGCUCUUUUGUAUGCUGCAAAGAAAUACGACAUCGAGCCCUUGACAAAUCGCUGCAAGACCUUUUUAGAAAAGGAAAUUGCAGUCGACAAUGUUUGUACCAUCAUUGACGAAGCUGUGAAAUUCGAUGAAAAAGACUUGAUUCAGCAAUGUCUUAUCUUUGUAUCAGAAAACAGUGACCGUGUGUUUCAAUCCGACGGAAUCAUGAGUAUUUCACCUGAAGCACUUAGAUUGGUACUUGAGAGGGUAAAGGGAGAACGGAAACUUCAGCCAGGAGAGGUGUACGCAACAUGUAUGAAAUGGGCGGAGCUAUCUUGCAUGAAGGAAGGCAAAGAUAAUGUGACGAGUGAAGACCUCAGACAACAUCUUGGCGAUAUGAUACUUCUUGUCGAUUUUGCUCGAAUGUCUUACGACUCUUAUAUAGAUAACGUUGUUGAGGACGACAUUUUGUCCAAUAUCGAAAAAGUCCAAUGUAUUAAAGAAAUGAGGCUCUGUCGUAGAAUGCCUUCUUUAAUAGCAAGAUUCGAAGGAAUUCAAUCUGGAUGGCUCCAUGACGGAUCUCUAGAUGGUAUAAGUUUCAGUUCGUCAGAACGUUUGAAUUGUUGUAGUGUAGCUCUUUAUCGUCCUGUUAGAGCUGGUAACUUGACUGGUACACUGGAAAUCCUUGAGGAUCAAGAAAUAGUACUGACCCAGAAUGUCACUAUUUCGUAUAAAGGCGACGAAAAGUAUGAGAAUGUCAGUCUUGUAAAGGAGAUUACCAUUCGCGAAGGAGUAAUUUACUCAGUACGCCAAAGACUAAAAGGACCAUAUUCAUAUUACGGUGAAAAUCGUAAAGAAACAGUCCUAUUGAACGGCGUACGAGUAAAAUUCAUAGACCUCAAGCAUGGAAAAUUAGACCACCGCACAUUCUUACAAUGCGGUCAAAUACAUGGUCUUACGCUUAAACAAUAAACAUUGGCGGAUGAUUUUAAAUAUAGAAACUGGUGUGACAAAAUAAACAAAGCAUAUUUCUGUAGCCAUAUAGUUUAUAAAGUCGUUCACAUAACUGUACAUGAAUAUUCCUGAUAAAUACAAAUGCAAAUAUUAAUACAUAAUAUAUUUA
Molecule: messenger RNA, 1924 nt
Organism: Mya arenaria
Lineage: Eukaryota; Metazoa; Mollusca; Bivalvia; Myida; Myidae
Product: BTB/POZ domain-containing protein 2-like
Exons: 2
Coding region: 535-1773 (412 amino acids)
Biological process (GO): neurogenesis
Cellular component (GO): cytosol
Molecular function (GO): protein binding
Source: RefSeq, a predicted model, not a curated record